AUGGCGUCACGUUGGACUUCUCGCCCGAUCUUGUGGCUUCCUAAGACGUUACUACGCGCUCCGGGACGGUGCGUCGACCCCCAACCGAAAGGCCUGCUACGUGCACCCAUCACAUUGUACCAACAUUACCCUUACAACCCGAAACCUCAGUUCCGCCUUUUCAGCACUUCUUUGCGCAAAUAUGACUCCAAUAUUGUGGUGCGAGUUCCACCAAUGGCAGAGUCCAUAACGGAGGGCACUUUGAGCCAAUUCAGCAAGAGCGUUGGGGACUUCAUUGAGAUGGACGAAGAACUUGCAACGAUCGAGACCGAUAAGAUUGAUGUAUCUGUGAAUGCCACACAGGCCGGUCUCAUCCAGCAGCUACUCGUCGCCGAGGGGGAUGUGGUUACCGUCGACCAAGUAAUCGCAGAGAUUCAGCCGGGCGAAAAGCAAGACGGGAAUCAACCAAGUGCGGAACCAAGCACCGCUAGUGUAGAUGCACAGCACGACUCUUCGCAAAAGACCCAGUCCUCCAUUCCAUCGACAACAACAGAACAGAGAUCCUCUGAUCCACCCAAACCCAAGGCCGAACAAGAGACAUCGAAAGAAGCUCCCAGCAUGAAGGGAAGCAGCGCACCUGCCAAAUCCACCGAGGAACCUGACACCUUCCAGGGAUACAUGCCUAGUCGUGCGGAAGAAAAGGCAAGUCAAUGCAACUCUCGUUGA
This is a messenger RNA of Penicillium salamii, 705 nucleotides long. Lineage: Eukaryota; Fungi; Ascomycota; Eurotiomycetes; Eurotiales; Aspergillaceae. The record is from the annotation of a GenBank genome assembly.